AUGGCAGGAAAUGACCCUGAUGAGAGGUUGGUUUACCUCGCAUGCCAGCAUAUCUUUCGUGACUCGAACUCUCAGGUGCGAAAAUUGAAGACAGUCAAAGGAUUGAUAGAACAGAACAAAACCGCAUUGGCAGAUAUUCUGCGGGAGUACAACGUCGACCGAACCAGCAACGUUGCCAAGAAGCUCUUGGAGAAUCGGGUGUUUGACUCUACACUGGAAGCCAAAAUUCGCUUCCCAGAGUUGUUCGAUGUUUCGCCUACUCAAAGCGCCGAAAGGGAAGCUUCGGAGGCGGAAGCAGCGAGAGAUGAGGCAAACACAGUUCAAAAAAUUUCCCAGAGAGAGACGACAGGAGAAGAUGCAAUUGUCCCUCGGGCUACUCAUCAACGGGAAACAGACGUGGAGACUGAAGUACAUCCUGCGAGCCUAAAUUCGGACAGAACUCCUGCAGUUCCAUCGCUCUACCCAGUGUACAUACACUACCGUGGUCAACAUGUUGUCCUGACAGCCAUUCAAAGACUUUUGGAGGAAGGUUGCUUCGAGUUCGCUCAGCAGGACUUUCCCCAAAUCUUGAAAGAACACGGCUGGGACUGUACAGAGGCUGUAGAGCUUACCCAAUGGACCAAGUUAUUUUGUCGGCAUUCCACACGGCUGAAGGAAAAUUUGACGAGGCCAUUAGAUGAGGUCAUCAGCCUCCUUCGGGAGCUGAGGCACUCGGCCGUCCACAGACUUCGAAAGACUGCAGCUGGCAUUGAGCGACUUGCCGAAAAUGCUCAGAUCUUUCUCGAAGCUCUGAAUGAUUCACUCCGAUCUGAGAAAGUUAUGCUACUCCGAAGAGAAAUCCGAUCAACAAUCGAAGAGCUCAAACGCAGCAAAGAUCUCCUAGAAGGUAGGUUGCUCGUGCAACUCAAAGAAAUACGCAUCAAAAGAAGUGAGCUGGAUAAAUGGGAGAAAGAAGCAAAAGAGACUAUGGUGUUUGAGGACCUGCAAAAUCUAAGGGGUAUAGGAGAGGGUCUCGAAAAAUUGGUUGAAGAGCUUAAUUCAAGACAUACAGCAGACCCAAAAGAGCCAAUAGAAGGCAAGGGAAAAGAAAAAAUGAUGACUGUAUACCAAGAAUCACUGGACUCGGAAGAAGAGUUCCUUGGGGCUGUUGUGCAAGGAAAUAGCUCUGAGACUGAUUGA
Molecule: messenger RNA, 1179 nt
Organism: Penicillium roqueforti
Lineage: Eukaryota; Fungi; Ascomycota; Eurotiomycetes; Eurotiales; Aspergillaceae
Exons: 2
Coding region: 1-1179 (392 amino acids)
Source: RefSeq, a predicted model, not a curated record